UAUUAAUUAUGCUGCUUCUAAGCAAAAUAUCCAGAUUAUGUUUCAUCCCAACAUACGGCUGCAAAUUUGUACUCAAAAAAGACUGGAAGCUCAUAAAGGACAAUACCAAUUGGGCAGCUUAUAUGGAUGAUCUCAAUAUCAACUCAGAGACCUUUUAUCACUCAAGCAGCAAAGACUUACUUAAAGCAGUCAGAGAAAACCCUGAUAAUGAGUUUUAUGCAAAAUCAAUAGGACAACUUCUUUAUCAUAUGGGAAAGGAUGGGGAAUACGAUGAGAUAGUAAUUAAAAAGAUAGAAAAAUGUCUUUACAAAUUCAAAGGUGAAUUUCCAUCCAGAUUAGCAUUUGGGGCUCUAUAUGGAUUUAUAUCCCUUUCAAUUGAUAAUCAAUACUUACAUGAUUUCUUUGAUGCUGAAUUUCGUAUGCAUCCUAAAUCUAAGAAAAAAUGGUAUGAAGCACUUGAAUUAAUCGAAGCUUGUGGCAAAAAUAAAAAUUUGUAAAGAAAAUAUCUAUUUGAUUUGAUGAGAUCCUAAUGCCACAAUGUUCUUGUUAAAGAGUAUAAAAAAAGUCUAAAAUAUCAACCUGGCUAGUAAUUUAGAAUAUUGAAGGCUUGCAUAAGUGCCAAAUAUUUCGAACCUGACUUGUUUGAUCCUGUAGUGAAAGACAUAGUUAGAUAACAAAAAAUAUCUAGAUUACCAGACUUGAUUAAAUUGCUAGAUAUUCUUAUCAAACUUCAAACUGAAGGUGAUUUCCCAAGAUCAAUCCAAGCAGAAAUCGAUCAUCUUAUUAAUAGAUUGAAAACUACACCCAAAUUUUCUUGGUUAUACAAUGUAGAUGAAAGACGUUAUAGAACUAUGGAAGAAUUAAAAGCAAUCAGAGAAAAUGCACCUCAAUAAUUCAUAGGAAAUCAUCUUUAUUAACCAGAAAUAUUAGAAUAAUAUUUGAAAUAAAAGGCUUUAGGAAAUGAUGAAGCAGUUUAAAGAGAAAAGAGAUUGAUUCAAGAGAAAUAAUUGGAUGAUUUAUUGUAUGAUGAAUUCAUGCUCAAUAAGGUGGAAUAAUAGAGAAAUAGAGAACAACUAAAAAAGGAAUAGAGAAAAGGUAUGAAAGAUGAGGAUGGUGAAGAUGAAGAUGCAGAAAUUGAUAAGGAAUUAACAGAAGAGGAAAAGAAGGACUGUAACUUAUUAAUAUAUAAAAUAUCAUAGUACUUACUGACUUUUAGAAGAAGCACUUUGAAUCUUUAGAUAUGGAUACUGUUAAUCCAGAUGAUCUUCCAAAAGAAUGGUUUAUGGAUAAUAGCUAGUCAUAAGAUAAUGAAUUUGAUGAAAUGGAUGAAAGAAUUCAAUAAGCAGCCCAAGAAAAAUCCCAAUAAGCCAAGAAUAAAGAGUUUAAGAAGAGAAAGGGAAGAAGUGGAAAAGGAGAUAUUUUUGAUGCAAUAGAGUGAAUU
Paramecium octaurelia is the source of this 1441-nucleotide messenger RNA. The record is from the annotation of a GenBank genome assembly. NCBI's taxonomy places the organism in Eukaryota, Ciliophora, Oligohymenophorea, Peniculida, Parameciidae.